Messenger RNA from Angiostrongylus costaricensis, 3870 nucleotides. The record is from the annotation of a GenBank genome assembly. Lineage: Eukaryota; Metazoa; Nematoda; Chromadorea; Rhabditida; Metastrongylidae.
AUGGUUGUGGGUGGCUCCGGGCGGAAGACCAGCGUUGUGUCAGGACCAUUUUCGGAUCGUUUUCAUGUCUUCAGCAAAAAUCAUGAGAUGGAUUUCGCGAAAAUCUAUCUCGCGAUGCAAAAGGGUCAUAAGGUGUGCAAGAUCAAUGUACUCAAGAAAUGGGAUCCGACAUAUAAGCUGUUAACGCUUAACAUGGAAACACGGCAGCUGUUUCUCACCAAACUUGAGCAGACGACUGUGCGAGGUAAGCCAAUUGUCCUCGAUCUCCGCCAUGUGCGUGAAGUUCAAACUUUGGACUACAAGUUAUCUGCAAUCCAGAUUGGUGACAAAUGGAAGAGGGAUCGCGAAAUACAGAACUUCGAUCCUCUUAAAAUUCUUGUUAUCGCCCACGGGACCCAAUUUACACUCAAAGAAUGGACGCUUUUGUUCGAAUCAGUGGAGGCAUGUCGUCUUUGGAGAGAAGGAGUGCACAAUCUUAUGAUCGAUACCCGCGAUAUCUUCUUAUCUGGUCAUUCGGCCCGGAUUGAGCGCUUCAUCGCCAAGCAUUUCAUCAAUCUUGUCACUCCGGGAACCGAAUUUGUUGCCAGGAAACACAUGAAACCGUUUGUGCAGACUUCUUUGCAGUACAAAGUCCCGUCCAGGGUCCUUCAGGAAGUUACAGAAGAUCAGAUGAACUUGCUUCAAUUUUCACAAGCCACGAGGAACUUCAUCCAUUCUGAGACGCUGUUUGCAUCAAGGUUCUCUGAGCUCUCCGAAAAUGGUGCUACCGUUAGUUUCACAAAUUUUAUGAGGUUUCUUGAGAACAUGCAAAACGACCCAAUGAGCUCCAAUCGAGCUAGAGUGGUUGGUUUUCUGAGAAGGAUAUUCCAGACGAGCCCUCGUUAUCCGUCAUGGAAGUUGUUCUGUGAUUUCUUGUUUUCCCGGGAGAACUCACUUUGGGAUUCGAUGAAUGAGAAAGUUAUUCAAGACAUGACGAGACCUCUCUCUCACUACUGGAUUGCUAGCAGUCACAAUACAUACCUGACGGGUGACCAACUUCGGUCAGAUUCAUCACUGGAUUCAUAUGCACAAGCACUACUAAUGGGUUGUCGUUGUAUAGAAUUGGAUUGUUGGGACGGCCAGCGCAAGCCAAAUUCACAAGAAUUUAUGGACAUUGUGGUCUAUCAUGGGUACACAAUGACAUCCAAAUUGUUGCUUCGUGAUGUUCUUAACGUCAUCAAACAUUACGCCUUCAUUACUAGUGUAUAUCCCGUUAUCCUGUCGAUCGAGGACAAUUGUUCCGUGCCUGCUCAGCGGUUACUCGCCCAGGAAAUCAAAGAAAUUUUGGGCGACGACCUACUUACUCAGCCGAUCAAUUCGUCUGAAACUCAGCUUCCGUCUCCAGCUGCACUUAAAAGGAAGAUUAUAUUGAAACACAAGAAAUUACCUAUAGAAAACGAAAAUUUAGCCUCAUUCGUCGCAUCGAGUGCGGAUGAAUUUCAGGACACCGAUAUUUUAUCAAGAGAGUGCAUAAAAAAAGGCGUCCUUGCUCUCAAGGAUAAUAUUCGACAUGAGUGGUCAUCGCACAUAUUCAUUUUGUUCCCGGAUCGAAUUUGUUAUCUACUUGAAACCUGCGAUGAUUCUUCGUUGAAGGACGACAACUCCAGCAUUGCAGGAGAUGAUGAAAGAGAGGAAGAGCCACUAACUGGAUUUGGUGUUCGUCCUGAGGAGCAGCACAUCACAGAGGAAUGGUUCCAUGGUCAUUGUGGACGUGAGGAAGCAAAAAUGCGGAUUUUGCAACAUAAAAGUCGAGGAAACGGUUUAUUCAUGGUGCGAGACUCAAAUCUGUUCAUCGGGGACUAUUCACUGACAAUUCUUCACGACGAAAAAGUUCAUCAUGUUCGCAUCAAGACGAGGAUUAUAGACCGAGAGAAGAAGUACUACUUCAUGGAAAACAAGUUGUGCGACACUCUGUAUGAGCUAGUAUCUUACUACACUCGUCACUAUCUCACCACUCCCACGUUCAAAAUGGUUCUCACCACACCUUGUCCACAGCCUCAGCCCCACCUUGGCCAACCAUGGUUUUCGGAGACGGCUGACAAGGAGAAGGCGGAGACGUUACUCAGCCAAGCGCCUGAAGACGGCGCUUUUCUUCUGAGAUACUCAGGGAUCGACAAGAGCGUAUUCGUUCUAUCAAUUAGGGUGGAUGGAGAGAUUUGGCACUACCGUCUGAAACGAGAUGGUCGCAUCUUCGUAGUGAAUCAGACAAUGUUCGAAAAUCUAAAUCAAAUAGUGGAAUAUUAUCGUACUCGGGAAUUCGUCCGUGGCAUAUCACUUAGUUUUCCAGUAAACGAGAUGGCUGUUAACUUAAACCCAGGAAAUAUAGAAACAGCUCAAGGAAGUUAUCAGGAAUUGUCACAACUGGAGGAAAAGAUUUUGGCACGCGCCCUUCGACCUUAUCGUGGCAUGGCGGAAGACGACCUCUCAUUUCCUGCAAAUGCCAUUAUAACGGUACUUCGGAAAGAGGAAUCACUUUGGACAGGUCGUUAUGGAUCAUCGGUCGGCUGGUUUCCAGCUUCUUAUGUUCAGGAAAUUUUGCCGACGAAAACUAUUAUUACCGAAGUCACAAGUAACUACAACACCAUUGAACUUGCUGGAACGGUGAUUGAGCGGGUCUCGGACGACGAGAAACAAUACGUCAUCAAGAUCUCACACACUGCCCAGCAGUGGAGUGGACAACAAUGGUUCAUUGCAGCAAAAUCGGUCGAAGAAGCAGAUGACUGGCAGAAUCAAUUAUGGGAUCUGACUAGGUCGGUGAACAGCAGAAUAAGUGUGCUGCGAACAAAAGAGAAAAGUGCCAGAAUCGCCGCAGAGCUAUCAAAUCUUGUAGUUUACUGUCAAGCGGUGCCUUUUGAUGCUGCUCAUGUGCAGACGGGAUCUUUUUACGAAAUGUGUUCUUUUGUUGAAAAUAAGCUUGAUAAGUUGAUCGAAAAGGGACUGGUUACGUUCAACAUUCGGCAACUGUCGAGAGUUUAUCCACAUGGUUCUCGGAUAACUUCUGCUAACUAUAACCCAGUACCGAUGUGGAACGCCGGCUGUCAUAUGGUGGCGUUGAAUUACCAGACGGGUGAUAAAGCAAUGCAGCUCAAUCAGGGGAAAUUCUUGGGAAACGGUCGGUGCGGCUAUGUACUAAAACCCGAUUACAUGAUCGAUGAAAACUUCGAUCCUCUUCAUGGCGAAGUGGUCACGACGUCGACGCCGAUUCGGAUUACAGUGCAAGUGAUCGCCGGACGGCACUUGUCUCGUCGUGACAAGCACAAAGGAAUCUGCUCGCCGUUCGUCGAGGUCGAACUCGUCGGCCUGCCGUGCGACGAGAAACUAUUCAAGACGAGAACCAUCGCGUCGAAUGGGUUGAAUCCGAUUUGGAAUCAGACGUUCAUGUUCGAGGUUACUUGUCCGGAGGUGGCAUUGCUGAGGUUCUAUGUUGAGGAUGGCGACUUUGUUGGUCCAAAGACUGACCCAUUUAUCGGACAAGCCGUGUUUCCUCUGGAUUCCAUUCGUUGUGGUUUUCGUUCUGUUCCGCUCCUGAAUCAGUUCAGUGAAGAGCUUGAGCUGUCAGCUCUUCUCAUCGAUAUCCAAAUGAUCGCCUUAGGUGAUUUGGUUCCCAUUCAAUCUGCUCGUUCUGUGUUACAGUCAUCUCGAAUGGCCCCCAUUUUUCGUUCAAAGCACGGCAUGUUGAAGUCGUUCGACUCGCUGUCUUCUUCGGCAAAAAUAUCCACUUUUCAAUCCCAGGACAGCUUCGACAGCGUUGAGUAUGUUUUUCUCCUUUUUGUAAAAUCUCCUAAUAUGUUCUUCAUCUUCGUGUCAACAAGGACAGAUCUAAUUACCUGA